AUGUUUUUUAUACUUUUGCUAUUUAAUGUCCUGUUUUUUUAUUUUAGAUGCAGCAAAAUUGGAUGGAAUUUCGGAGAAGAUACAGAAGUUGCAAAGCGAUGUGACAAGCGUAAAGCGAUCAAUUGCGAGUUUAGCGGAAAACCAGCAAGAGCUAUUAUCCUUGAUAAAGAAAUUGAGAAAAAAUGUGGAGGCAGAUACCUUUGACAUGGGCAAAUGUUGUCACACGGAGAACCUUAUUCAAUUGCUUGGUAAAUUUUACACCACAAAAGGAAGAUUUUCCUUGGACACUCCCGAGAAAGAGAGAGCUUUAAAGUUGGAGUUUACCAAUUCGCCAACUGGCCUGUCCCUUCAGGAACUUGGACUUCGAUACAAAAAAUUUGAGAGUGCCAAGUUAUCCUAUUGGAGGAGCGAAGAAAGAAGAAGGCUUCUAGGAAUUGCCGGUUAUGACAUGCUCAUCAAUGCACCAACCGAACAAGUUACUGCAAAAAUAUUGCAACUUAUUGGCCAAAAGCACAGCAAUGGCUGUCAUCGUGCAUUGUUGGAAGAUGAAAUUAUCAUCACGCGAAAGUUUAUAAGAGAAACUGGCCUUGAAGGCGCAAGAAAAGCGAAAGAUUUCUGGGGGGCAUAUUACCAGUGGAAAACAUCCAAUUGGCCUACUGGACUAAGCCAGGAGGACAAGUUUAAGUUACGAAAGGAGGAUAUGGCUUCAUAUCAAAAUUAAUUAAGAACUUGUUACAUAUUAACUUUCAUAUUAAUUACUUUUCAAAAACCAUUUAUAACUGUUUUGAUGGUGUUUUGAUUGUUUCCAAAAAAUUGAAUUAUGAAAUAAAUCCACAGUGUAUAAACAUUUGUAAUUAGUGACACUUUUCAAGUAACACUGUGCAAGGAAUGAAAAGGAAGCACUUGAAGCACUUUUUUAAGUUUAUCAAGCCACCUAAAUAGCAUAAAUUGUUGGUGUAACAAGGCUAAUUUAUCU
Messenger RNA from Dendronephthya gigantea, 976 nucleotides. RefSeq lists its product as uncharacterized. NCBI's taxonomy places the organism in Eukaryota, Metazoa, Cnidaria, Anthozoa, Malacalcyonacea, Nephtheidae. Bases 26 to 721 code for a protein of 231 amino acids. The record is from RefSeq and is a predicted model, not a curated record. The transcript is spliced from 5 exons.